CGGACGCGGCUGCCCUUUUUCCCUCGUUCAGUUUUCACUCCCCUCCCCUGCCGUAAUCCUGACUUUCCCCUCUCCUUCCGGAUUUCACUUUUCUGGUAUUGUCUCUCUUCCAGCCGACCUUACGGUUUUUGGUGAGAGCCAUUGCCUAUUCUUCCCGUUGAUCGAAGGUCACUUGCGAUGGAUUCGACUUCGUCGAGCCAGGCGGAAUUCGAUUAUUUGUUUAAGUUGCUUAUGAUUGGGGACUCUGGAGUCGGUAAAAGUAGUCUGCUUCUGAGUUUCAUCUCAGAUACCUAUGAAGAUCUGUCCCCCACAAUCGGUGUUGAUUUUAAGGUCAAGUAUGUCACAGUGGGGGGUAAAAGGCUGAAGCUGGCCAUUUGGGAUACAGCCGGUCAGGAGAGAUUCAGAACACUGACUAGUUCUUACUACCGAGGGGCACAAGGCAUCAUCAUGGUUUAUGAUGUGACUCGGCGAGACACAUUUACAAAUCUAUCUGAAGUAUGGGCAAAGGAAAUAGACCUCUAUUCUACGAAUCAAGAUUGCAUCAAGAUGCUUGUGGGAAAUAAAGUUGAUAAGGAGAGUGAUAGGGUUGUGACAAAGAAAGAGGGGAUAGAUUUUGCCCGGGAAUAUGGUUGCCUAUUUAUUGAAUGCAGUGCUAAAACUAGAGUCAACGUACAGCAGUGCUUUGAAGAGCUUGUUUUGAAGAUUCUGGAUACACCUAGCCUCUUAGCGGAGGGCUCUAAAGGAGUCAAAAAGAACAUUUUUAAGGAGAAGCCACCACCGUCUGAUGCAUCCACAAGUAGUUGUUGCUGAACUGGAGGCUCUAUUCAACUCAUGUACCUCAGAGAAGAGCCUUGCAAAUAUUCUCAGAAUCAGAUAAGUAUCUCAAAUUUGAUGGAUUUUAACCAAUCGGCGUUAUUUCUCCUUUUCCAGGCUCUUGUUAUCAAUAUCAGAUGAUGUAAUAUGAUGGUGAUGGUGAUGGUGGUUUGUGGCUAUUUUGGGGACCUUUUGUUGACCACUUUGACACGUUUAAUGACCUGCA
This is a messenger RNA of Neltuma alba, 1039 nucleotides long. Its product is annotated as ras-related protein RABC1. The transcript is spliced from 7 exons. Gene Ontology annotation, molecular function: GTPase activity; GTP binding. Lineage: Eukaryota; Viridiplantae; Streptophyta; Magnoliopsida; Fabales; Fabaceae. The record is from RefSeq and is a predicted model, not a curated record. The coding region runs from base 178 to 810 and encodes 210 amino acids.